AGCACGCGUGCGUUGUUAAAAAGACUUGUUAUUCUAAUAAAUUUUGGUGAAGUGAUUUCGACUGUAGGCAAUUUGAAAACAUUGAUUGCUUUGAUCAUUUGUGUAGUUAAUAGAAAAGUUAAUAUGGAGCAAUAGUUGUUAGUUCCGUGCUCACUAGUGCCUAUCAGAUAAUAUGUCGAGCGGAUCCGGCCUUGAAACCUGAGAUGGCAAUUUGAUCUUCAAGAACUCGACACGCAUAUUGGCGGAGUCACAUAUGACCAAUUCGCAGUUCCAACUCGCGACAGGUCCAAGAAACACGUUCCAACCAGUGCCACUGUAAUGCGACGGAAAGAGCCGGUUUCCGCUCCAAGUGUUGGACGUGGCAGAAGCUUGAUAGCAACCAGGACAAACCAGCAACAGCAACGCAAAAUGCAAGGUACAAAAAGUCAGCUACCUCGAAGUAAUUCAUCACCCGCUCCUCAAAGCGAUACAAAUCAACCGAGCAAUCCAAACAAAGGUUACGUUCUAAGAAGCUUUUCAUCACCCGAAUCUAAACAAUCGAGCAGGCGGGAUUCGGAAUCUUUUUAUCAAGUAAAUUCUCAAGAUUCGCGCAGUGAACUGGAUUCAGAUUUAGACACGUUUGAACACUUUGAAGAAUGCUUGUUGGAUAUUGAUGCAGACGACGACAGUUACGGUCAUUAUAAACGAAGCCCUGACAGUGACGAACCUAAGAGAGUAGUCACGACUCUACUUCCCGGAAGUGGUUUGCAAAGGAUAUCCAUUAGACCAAUAACGUCUAACAUCUUAAAACCCCAUGGAACUCGAGAGGCCCAAAAAAAGUUUAAAAGGGAAAAUGCAGAAAAUAAAAGAUUUUCCCGAUUGAACUUCCGCCCGCUAAUCGUGAAGAUGCCGAGCCAGAACACUCUACUGCCGAUGUCAGAUACGGACUCUAUAGGAAUCGAAGAGUUGCAGACUUCACCGCCUCUGGAACUGGAGAGCUUGGAGCUUGACAGACAAUUAGAUGAUGCAGAAGAACUCUUGAAGAGAGGAGCGGCUAUAGCUGUUGAAGAAAGUGACUCAGAUAUGGUACGUUCCGAAGAAUCCCUGCUAUCCCCUGAAAAGGCCACUAAAUCUUCUCGAUGGAUACCGGAGUUCAACUUGGAUGGCAACAGCAGCCUGAAGCACAACGGCAGUGCCAAAGACCUGGCCUCCGUGAUGGAGAACCUCAAGAAAAGCAGCCUCGCCUCCCGCCAGAACCAGAGUCUGAACACGCAGGUUACGAGCUCCUUGAAACAACAAAUGGUGUCUAGCACUACGUCUAGCAGCGCUGUCACGAGCCAGAGGGUCCAGAGUUCGUCACAGCGCGCCAGUUCGAUGAAGUCGGACCUCACUGAACUGAAAAGUUCAAUUUCUGAAAUGAAAACGCUUAGCAACUCGGCCGCUUUGAACUUCGGACAAAGAUUAAGAAGCUCAAUGGAGAACAUAGUAGAUCAGGAUGAAAAGAAAGAAAGGCAAAUUCCUGACAUACGCGAUCUCAGUGACAUGGGAGAUAUUGGAGACAUUAGCGAUAUGAGUGAUUUGGCAGGCGAAGGACCUCUAGUUACAUUCCCUGAAUCAGAUACACCACCGCCCGACAAACAAUGUCUGUUAGCACCUAACGCUGCGACCGUAGGUUCCAACGCUGCAAAUGAACUAAAAUAUAGUGCUGCACGUAUGACUUCGGCGAGUUCAACGCGUGUUGUGACGGAUGGUUAUAGUGCAUCAAAAUCUAAUGCAAACAGCACAAGAAUGCGACGAUUGCAACACGGAGAUAUGCAAUACGCAGAACACAGCGCGGCUGGGGCGUCUCAUAGACUGUUGCAAGCAGAAGGCCUCACUGCCGAGCAAAAUGCGGCAUAUCACCAAGAAAAGCGGUCAUUACAAGCGGGUGAAGUGACAGCACAAGAAGCUAAUAACAUGUCUGCAUCUAGCUCUCGUUUGCAAACUGAAGCAUUUAGUGCCGAGAAGAAGGCUAUGGCUUCAUCACAGGCUAGGCAGACUGUCACAUCAAGCGGCAUGUUUAGUCAUAAAGAGCAUUCUAGCGUAGCACACUCCAAUAUGACUAUAUCGAGCAAAAAUCUAUCUUCUAAAUCAACUUUACUAUCUUCACAGAUGAGUCAAUUGUUAAAUGGAACCGUAAAACCUGGCGAUGAAGAUCUAUCGAACUUAACAUUUGAAGACUUAGAUAAGUUAGACGCAAAUUCAAAUCAAAAGGAUGUUGAGUUAGCGAUUCAAAAAUAUUCUUACCGAAUGAAUGCAUUUAUAGCAGCUAUGAAAAAUAACCAAAUAGAUAUGAAAAACGCAUGUGUACAAUUUAACAAAUUAAAUGAAAUGGUACGAAGAGCAUGGGCGGUUCCAGCAUACGGACACGAGUUGGGAUACUCUUUAUGCAACAUAUUACGAAAAUCUGGUGGCCUGGAUAUUUUAAUGGCGAACUGCUUAGAAACAAACAACCCUGAUUUACAAUUUUGUUCCGCUAAAUUACUCGAACAAUGCCUUACAACAGAAAAUAGAGCGCACGUAGUAGAGAAUGGACUCGAAAAGGUUGUUAAUGUCGCUUGUGUAUGUACAAAACACGCAAAUUCUGUAGACCAUGCAAGGAUAGGUACUGGAAUAUUAGAACACCUGUUCAAACACAGUGAAGGCACAUGUAGUGAUGUCAUUAAACUCGGAGGUUUAGACGCUGUGUUAUUCGAAUGCAGAAAAAACGAUAUCGAAACUUUGCGUCAUUGUGCAACAGCGCUGGCUAACCUUUCAUUAUACGGCGGAGCUGAAAACCAAGAAGCUAUGAUAAAAAGGAAAGUACCAAUGUGGCUGUUCCCUCUUGCUUUCCACAAUGAUGAUAAUAUCAAGUAUUACGCUUGUUUAGCCAUUGCAGUGUUAGUAGCAAAUAAGGAAAUAGAAGCUGCGGUCCUUAAAUCGGGAACACUGGAUUUAGUAGAACCGUUCGUUACCUCGCAUAACCCGUCUGAAUUUGCUCGUUCUAAUUUAGCACAUGCUCAUGGUCAAAGUAAAAACUGGUUGCAACGAUUAGUCCCUGUAUUGAGCUCGAAAAGAGAAGAAGCUCGAAAUCUGGCAGCAUUCCAUUUUUGUAUGGAGGCUGGGAUAAAGAAACAACAAGGAAAAACUGAAAUAUUUAGGGAAAUAGGAGCAAUUGAAACUUUAAAGAAAGUAGCCAGUUGUCCAAAUGCAGUAGCUUCGAAAUACGCUGCUCAAGCCUUGAGGCUUAUUGGGGAAGAAGUGCCACAUAAGCUGUCGCAGCAAGUACCGCUUUGGUCAAUAGAAGAUGUACGAGAAUGGGUGAAACAAAUAGGUUUUUCAGAAUAUGCGACUAACUUUUACGAAAGUAGGGUGGACGGCGAUUUAUUAUUACAGAUAACAGAAGAUAAUCUCAAAGAAGACAUCGGAUUACAUAAUGGAAUCAAACGUAAGAGAUUCACAAGAGAACUUCAGCAAUUAAAGAAAAUGGCCGACUACAGUUCUCGGGACACCGGCAGCCUAAAUGAGUUUUUACAAAGCAUGGGUCCAGAAUACACAAUAUACACGUAUUCAAUGCUUAACGCUGGCGUCGACAAAGAAUCUAUCAGAGGAUUAAGCGACGAACAACUUGAAGUUGAAUGUCGAAUAGCUAAUAGUAUACAUCGAUUACGGAUUCUGAAUGCCAUACGCGCCUACGACAAUCUGCUCAGCAAAGGUGACGAGAGUCUGGAGAAGAACUUGGACGUAUUUGUUAGCUACAGAAGAUCAAACGGUUCACAAUUAGCGAGUCUGUUGAAAGUUCACCUCCAAGUGCGAGGCUUCACGGUAUUCAUCGACGUGGAGAGAUUGGAAGCGGGGAAGUUCGACAACAAUCUACUGCGAAGUAUACGGCAAGCGAAACACUUUUUGCUCGUGCUCACGCCGAAUGCAUUGGAACGUUGUAAGCACGACAAUGAACAAAAAGACUGGGUACAUCGGGAAAUAGUAGCAGCGCUACAAUCACAAUGUAACAUCGUCCCGAUUAUCGACAACUUCGAGUGGCCCGAGCCGGAGGAGCUGCCGGAAGACAUGCGCGCGGUGUGCCACUUCAACGGCGUGCGGUGGAUCCACGACUACCAGGACGCGUGUGUUGAGAAACUUGAAAGCUUCCUUCGCGGCAAAUCAAACUUGGCGAACAGGAUGGAGGGCCCCCUGCGCAGUCGAGGCGACGUGCAGACUCCGGGCACGGCCGCCAUCGGGCGCGGCCCGCCCAACUACCAGCGCAUGCACUCCAGCGAGAGCCGGGGCAGCGAUAAAGCGGAUUGACUAGAGACGUUGCACACUCUGCCACCAGUCAGACCUCGACGAAGUCGACAGUCUUCAAUGGAAAAAGCUUCAGCAAACUCACAAAGUUGUGAACAACUGUCUAGUAGCAGCACAUCUUCGCCUGUCAAAACCUUAUAUAGCCUACCAGAGAGACUAUCUGAAAGUAGUGAUAAUAUAGACUGUAAACGAAUACAGCCGAUACCACUGAGGUGCCCGUCCUGUGAUGGUUUGCUGGAUUCGAAUGAGCACACACAACUUUCAUUACCUGCACCGCUAGAUGCAACCACACAGACUAAGAGAAAGAAGAAUUUCAUGGACAGAUGUGUGAAUAAAGUGAGACUUUGCUGAUUGUUACUGUAAAUGUGGGUAUUUACCACAAAAUCCACUUUUAUGUAACAAAGUGCUUGCGGAGUGUGUAAAUUAUAGACUGCAUCAGGCUGCAUUUACACAGAAAAAGGAACUUGUGACAAUGUAACAGAGCUUAGCCAUAGAGUUGAGCUCAUUAUUAAUUUUAGCAAACUUGAAAUUUGUGCAUAUUAUUUGUUAUUAUCUAGUCACUGAUUCAACACAUGGCGGAGUUUUUGGUGCAAUAUUUGUAAAUUAAAUACACCGUAUCACAAAAUAUAACAUGCAUAAUAUUUAACUAUAAUUUUUAGGCCUCAGAAAAAUUGUAUACCUAUUACUUGAAAAUAAAAAAAAAUAUUCACAAGUUUUAUUUUUGUGUGUGAAGAGCUAGCCAAUUGGACAUUUUAUUAUUUUUUUAUUGCAUAUUUAAGUGAAUCUUAUUUUAAAGUACAAAAGUGUGCACAAUAAUGUAUGUAAAUAUCAUGUGUAUGCCGCUAUUUAAUUGUGUUUGUGAUCAAUUUAUUGGUAAAUAAAAUUCAUGUAAUCUCAAUGAGUGUAUGUUGAAGAUUUUACAAAUAAUGUGACAAGUGAUUGCUACCCCGCGAUGUUUGCAGAACAUUGCCCGUGGUGGCAAUAAUGGCUGUCGGACAAAUCAGUUUGCCAUUCAUUGCUAUAUGGCAAAUUGUUUUAUUUAUGUUGGCUUAUGAUUUUAUAUGCAUCUCUCUUCACACUCUCUAUAGAAUUUAAAAAAUUAAUUUAUGGAUUAUGUUGCUAUUUUAUUUGUUCUAGUUCUUGCCACUAAAGUAUUUGUGAAAUUUCUUAUGAAAUUUAAAAUUGCAUAAUUAUAUGUGAUAGCUUAGAUCUUUUUGCAUAAUUUAAAUUGAAUUUUAAAUUUGCUGUUUUAAAAAUAAAUAUUGACAUUCAAUGUAGUAAUUUAUUUUCUUCAAUCACUAUCAAAAUUGUUGUAUUGUAAUAUAAAAUGCUGUACAAAAUUUUAUUUUAGGUUUAAUUUUAGUCAUUCACAUGAGUUAACCGUAAUUAUGAUAAUUUUACCUUGUCAUGAUUAUAUUAUUUAUGUUUUAGCCUAACCAUAAUAUAAAUGGUAAUAAACAUGAUAAACGGCUUUUAUUUA
Messenger RNA from Bicyclus anynana (squinting bush brown), 5779 nucleotides. RefSeq names its product NAD(+) hydrolase sarm1 (gene Sarm). The record is from RefSeq and is a predicted model, not a curated record. Gene Ontology annotation, molecular function: NAD+ nucleosidase activity; signaling adaptor activity; protein binding. Bases 319 to 4302 code for a protein of 1327 amino acids. Gene Ontology annotation, biological process: signal transduction; response to axon injury; negative regulation of MyD88-independent toll-like receptor signaling pathway. Lineage: Eukaryota; Metazoa; Arthropoda; Insecta; Lepidoptera; Nymphalidae. The transcript has 13 exons. Gene Ontology annotation, cellular component: dendrite.